UCACCGUGCUUGUUUAAGAGAAAACGAGCAUUUAUUUCGCUUUCGAGCUUAGCUUGACGGAAAUCUCUUACGUUGUGCACGUGAAUGCGCACACGCUCGUGUGCGCGCGUUAAUGACGCGAAAAUCGUGUGCAGUAGGGAUGCGAUAGCACGGAAUACUGAGGAAUCACCUUAAGCGGCCAUUCCCUUUCAGGCGGCCACCUAUCAAAAUUAAGUGGCGCCGUCUUGGUAAUGGCAGUCUCACCAAACUCAGUUCAACCUCGUGGUCAAAACGUUGACUACAGAUAAGAAAUAUUACUACCUCCCUACAUGGUAUGCCAGUCCAUCGCCUCCGGCCCCCAUUAGACGUUUCUGUAUUCUCGGCUAGUGCCGCUGCCCCGUUUGCGCACCAAGGCAACGUUGUCGUGGCGGCGAAUUGUUUCAAGAGGCAAUUUGACGUUACUGACCGAUUAUAUUAUUGAGGCACUCCAAUUUUCCUUUUCUUGUUAACAUACAAAUGCACUGGAUUUAUUCUGCAUCUAUAGGUGAUCCCGUUAUGGACCUAUCAAGUGAGUGUAAUCCCAAACAGGCUCUUUGUAAAGGCGACAUGGAAUGGCAGAGUAUAUGUCCUCACACAUGUAGCCGAUACCUUCAACCACAAGCCGGACCAGGGCAGAUAGCUCCCCCACAAAACCCUUAUCAACCUCAAGUACCAGUUCAACCCCAGCCGCAACAAGCCGGUGCAGUGGUGCUACAACCACAGCAGCUGGUUCAGCAGCAAGUCCAGGCAAAUCAACCUCAGGUGCCGCCUCAAGUAGGAACUCAGGUAGGUACGGCCGUUCAGACCUCACAGCCGCAACCGCAGGUGCGGCAGCCUGUAAUUCCAAGCCAGUCCCAGGUGAGGCCAGCAACGCAACCAGCUUCUCAAAUGACCUCAUUGACGCAACCUUUACAACCUCAGCCUCAAAUUCAACAAACAACAUCUCAGGUGAACCCAGCAAUUCAAACGCCCCAAGUUCAGCCUCAGAUUCAGCCUACAGUUCCUCAGUUAAGUGCGGUACCCCAGCCUUUACAAGGUCAGCCACAGAUUCAGCAGACAGCCCCUCAAGUGACUCCAGUAGGGCAACCCGUUCAACCUCAAAUUCAGCAAACAGCUCCUCAAGUGAGCCCAGUAAUGCAAACUAAUCAGUUACAGCCUCAGACGCAGCCUACUGUGUCUCAAGGGCAGCCUCUUUAUGUACAACAGCAGGCACAGCAACCAAAUCAGGCGCAAUAUCCUGCUGGGCAGCUGCAAGCACCCCAGACUUCCUAUCCGCCCCAAGUAAACCCAGGUGUGUACGAUACUAUUAAGGGAUGAUACUUUUUCAUGUACAGGAAGGGGAAGUAUCCGUUUGUUUUGUUUAGCGUAUCAGAGCAUUUAGAAAAAGUAAUCUUAGCUGUGUCUGUUUCAAUUUAGUUGUGGAAUUACUUUACAAGUUAUAGUCUGGGAGCAAAUGUCGUAAAAUUAAGUCCCGUGGGAAUUUCGUGCUGAAAGCAAGCCACCAGUCUAGAAGUGUUCAUUAGGGUCUAGAAAACAUGAAAAGUCUUGGUAGCAACUCUGCAACUUGCUGGGACGGGUUUUAAGGAGGGUUGAAAAUCGGACGUAUAUGAGCCAAACAAUAGACUGCAAGGCUGAUACUACGUGAAAAACGUUUCGAGACACC
Orbicella faveolata is the source of this 1681-nucleotide messenger RNA. RefSeq lists its product as uncharacterized. The record is from RefSeq and is a predicted model, not a curated record. NCBI's taxonomy places the organism in Eukaryota, Metazoa, Cnidaria, Anthozoa, Scleractinia, Merulinidae.